This is a messenger RNA of Rana temporaria (common frog), 1626 nucleotides long. Its product is annotated as tumor necrosis factor receptor superfamily member 9-like. The record is from RefSeq and is a predicted model, not a curated record. NCBI's taxonomy places the organism in Eukaryota, Metazoa, Chordata, Amphibia, Anura, Ranidae. The coding region runs from base 206 to 1225 and encodes 339 amino acids. The transcript is spliced from 9 exons.
ACACUAGACUCUUGUAGAAUGCAGACAUUAAAGCGGAGGAACAAUAGGUUUGGGGAGGGUCCUGAGUCUGAGGUUCCCAAUCUGUGUGGAUUGCUUGGAGCUGAGUCAGACACAUGAUCGCAGUCAGCUGACAAGCCAGUCUCAGGACAAGCCAAGCUGCAAACACAGGAGGAAGUUUGAAAGUUUGGAUUGUAUUCCAAGUCCUAUGAAGAAGUCUGCUGUCUGGGGACAUGCCACUGUCACCAUGCAUAGACUCCGGGGGGUCAUUGGUGGGCUCUUCGGCUUUGCAUGUUUGGUUGGUAGUCAGCUGACCACAACUAGUAUUGUGAUGACCCCCGCCGAUUUCAACUGCAGCUCCGUUAAUACCACUGAAUGCAUGGUGUGCCCUGCUGGUACUUACCCUGAUAAUGAUACAGAAUUUUGUCAGUGCUGUUCCAACGCUUCCUGCGUAAACUCCUCACAUUGCUUACCUUGCCAGUUCGGAUAUUACCAGCCACACAGUGGUCAAGCUGAUUGCCUGCCAUGCCCACAGGGCUUUUAUACCAACACUUCAAAAAGUGAGGUUUGUCAGUCAUGUCAGCCAGGAUCUUUUUCUAAUGCAAGCGCAUCCGUGUUGUGUACAUCGUGUGAAAAAGGUUUCUUUUCAUCCAUUCAGAAUGCCACACAAUGCCAGCCAUGUACACCAGGGUCAUUUUGCAAUACUAGCAGCUGCACCAGCUGUGCUCUGUGUCCUGCUGGGGAGGAGGCUGUAAAUAGCGGCUCGGCAGACUGCACUCCAUGUAGUCCUGGAAUGUAUAAAGGACCCAAAGACCCAAGAUGUCUGCAUUGCCGAGAUGGUGAAUACCAAGCGGAGUCGGGAGCGGAUCGCUGUAACGUGUGCCCUAUAGAUCACUAUUGUCCAAGCCCUGACAUCGGUCCUAUAACCUGUCCAGAAGAUGCAUUCUGCCCUGCUGGAAGCACAGAGCCCAGUUACUGUAUGGAGACGUUCCUGCGGAAGUCUGGGGACUCCUGUGAAAUGGCCCCUCUCACUAUAGUGCUUCUUGUUGUCUGCGCAGCUGUAUUGUUGUUUGCUGUGAUUUAUGUGGUGAGGAAGCACAGAAUGGCAGAGCAAAGACAACCUAUGACCGCUUUCACACCAAAGUCUCCCCUACUAAAAUCGCAACGUUCAUCAAGCUCCAUAUACGGGCUCGACUACGACGCAGAACCUGUGUAUGCUGGAUGGUGACCAGCUUAGAUUUGGCAAGACAGUAGUUUAAUGUAAAAAGAAAAAAAAAUUGUACAGUUUGUGAAUAAUCUGUAUUUAAUGUUCCUGUUAGAUUUCUCAAGCUAUAUAUAGUGUAGAGCCAGGCACCUGUAAAGACUUGUAUAGUAGAGAAUGUAAAUAUUGGUGCUUUGUAUAUGGCAGAUGCUUGUUAGUUGACUGUCCAAUGCUUUUGUUGUAUAGAAUAUUUUCUUUGCAGAACUGAAGUUUUUUUUUUUUUAAUCAUUAUUAAUAAUAGAUGUGGUUAUACCUCAUAAAAUGUUUGAAGCUUUACAAUAUGGGUAAAACUGCUGUGCACAACAAUUGUGCAAGUUAUCUGUGUAACAGGAAAAAAUGAGCAAAAAGAUAUUUGUUUUGUGUUCCUA